AAGAAAAUGAACCCAAAUGUCUCCGUGUGCUGUUUUUCUCUGCUUUUACUGCUUAAUUUCGUUGGAGCCAAACCGGUUUCUGACCUACAGAGUUUGAAGCAGCUUUUAGAAGAGGAGAUCAACAGGGCGCCAUAUUACUCCUCGGAGGAGAUGGAGGUGGAGGGGAAAGAUGCAAACACAGACAAGUCGGUGUUCGGAGCUCCAGAGCAGCACCCAUGGGACUCCUCCGACCCCAGCAACUCGGCACUGGCGGCUAAAGAAGACGCCCUCGCGCGUUUCUUCAAGGACCUCGUGAGGACCUCCAAGCGCUCGUGGAGCCGGUACAAGAAAGGCGGGCUGAGGAGCUGCUUCGGUGUCCGGUUAGAGAGGAUCGGCUCCUUCAGCGGGCUGGGAUGCUGA
Toxotes jaculatrix (banded archerfish) is the source of this 399-nucleotide messenger RNA. RefSeq names its product natriuretic peptide A-like (gene nppal). The coding region runs from base 7 to 399 and encodes 130 amino acids. The transcript is spliced from 2 exons. The record is from RefSeq and is a predicted model, not a curated record. Gene Ontology annotation, molecular function: hormone receptor binding; hormone activity. Lineage: Eukaryota; Metazoa; Chordata; Actinopteri; Toxotidae. Gene Ontology annotation, cellular component: extracellular region.